Messenger RNA from Diorhabda sublineata, 1908 nucleotides. RefSeq names its product protein ABHD8-like. Gene Ontology annotation, molecular function: catalytic activity. The record is from RefSeq and is a predicted model, not a curated record. The coding region runs from base 338 to 1768 and encodes 476 amino acids. Lineage: Eukaryota; Metazoa; Arthropoda; Insecta; Coleoptera; Chrysomelidae. The transcript is spliced from 7 exons.
AUAACAAUCAACAAGUAAAAGUGUUUAGAGAUUACUGUGAAAGACUGAUUAUUGUCACUGCUUUUUUUUAAUUAUAAUAAAUAAAUAAUUUACAAAUUAAGAACAUGUGUAUGUUCCACUGAUUUACCAAUAUAAUAUUAAAAUAGUAGCAUAUUUUCACUUUCAUUAACAAUUAACAGUUUAAAUACGUGCUGUUUCGAGUAACGAACAUCUAAGCUUAAUUAAGUACAGACCAACCUAUUAAAAUGAUUCAUAUUUGUUUCAUAUAGCUUGAUUGUUUUAAUGAGAUUGUACUCGAUUUAAACUGAGAAUGGGCGUUACAUAGACAGUUUGAACAAUGUCUGAGCACAUAGAAUCAACUGACUGUGGUACAAAAGUAGUACAAUCAUGGAGAACUUUAGUUAAUACACUAAAUACAGGACACAAGAUUUAUCCCCUUGAUCUGAAUCCGUCUAGGGAUUGUGAAUUCAUAGUUAUUGAUUCUAAGAUUCAAAUAAGAGUUAUACAUGUUCUACCUGGUUUUGUAAGGAGGUCAAUUGUUGUUUCUCAACCAAUACUAUUUGAUACUAAAAGAUGUUCAUUGUCAGAAGAAUACUGGUUCAGCAAAUGGAAUAAACCAUUAAAACUUGGAAACUGUAAUUGUUCAUUUAGGAGGUCAUUCAGGCAUUCCAUUAUUUCAAGUCAACCUCUAGGAUAUAGUAAUGAAACUAGUAGAAAACUGGUACCCAGUUUAGAACUGUCUCCAACCAAAAUUACAAAUAUAGCAACAUUUGUAGAACGUCUUAUUCAAGACACAUUUUUUGAAGCCUUUUAUGAAUAUUAUAUGGUAAAAAAUAAAGAUAAUAGGGGCAGAAACACAAACAAUGGUCAAAUCAAUUUAGGAUAUGAAGUGACAGAUGAAGAUAAUAUUGUUAUAACAUUGCGUAAAAAGACUAAAUCAAAUGACUUUGCAGCUAACAAGACUGAUUUGAGGAAUAGUUUUUGUGUUAGAAAAACAUGCAUUCAUAAAAAAUCUAUACAAAAACCUCUUGUGAUAUUGUUUCAUGGAAUAGGAACAUCAGCAGAUAUAUGGACUAUAGUUAUAAAUGCUUUGACUUGUCGUGGUUAUGAAGUUAUUGCUCCUGAUAUGUUAGGACACGGCUUUAGCUCAGCACCAACAAAAUCAACCUAUUAUACUUUUAAUAAUCUUCUUAGACAAGCACUCACAAUUUUUGACCAUUACAUGGGAGAGAGUAAAAGAAAGUGUGUUCUAAUUGGACAUUCUUAUGGUUGUAGUUUGAUAACUGCUAUGUAUCCACAUAGAGCACAGAAAAUUGGGCAACUUAUAUUGAUAAGUGGUGGUGGACCAAUUCCUUUAGCACCACCUGUAAAAGAAAAUGAAAUAUCUCCAUUAGGAUGUGCAUAUACUUUCCUAAAUCCUUUACUAUACUGUGGUGUCAAAAGGAGUCUUUUCUUUCUAUCAAGAGGCAAACAUUUUAAAGUUUGUGAUGAUGAAAAUGGUUUACCAAGACAUGUUGUCGAAAAUAUGACAAAAGGUCAAAAAUGGUCCCAAGGAGAUACAGCUUUUCACAGAAGAAUUAUAUCUCCUACCCUUUUAGUACAUGGAUUACAAGAUACACACGUAACACUAGUCCAAGAGUGUGAGAUGGAAAGGACAAUUCCAAGAGCUUUUUUGGAACUAAUUCCUAAUGCUGGACAUUUACCAAUGAUUGAAACACCAGAGCAUUUAAUACACAUGAUUAUUUGUUUUUUAGAUAUGUGGAGUUGAUUCAUAGAAAUUUCUGAUGUUUAUCAUUUUUCUACAAAACUUUUAAGAUACACAUUACGGUUGAAUGUACAUGAACAUUCAAUUAUGAAUUUUUUUGAAUUUGAUAUUUUACAUAUAUAUAUAUAUAUAUAUAUAUAUAU